Molecule: messenger RNA, 1464 nt
Organism: Dioszegia hungarica
Lineage: Eukaryota; Fungi; Basidiomycota; Tremellomycetes; Tremellales; Bulleribasidiaceae
Product: sodium-hydrogen antiporter
Exons: 4
Coding region: 1-1464 (487 amino acids)
Biological process (GO): proton transmembrane transport
Cellular component (GO): membrane
Molecular function (GO): antiporter activity
Source: RefSeq, a predicted model, not a curated record
AUGCCAAGCCCGACUGUCCUCGUCCUCGGGACGUUCCUCUACCUGCUCAACGUGUUCGGCUGGGUGGCUCAGCGCUUCUUGAAUGCGGGUCUUCUCGGGCAAAUUCUACUCGGUGUAAUCUAUGGGUCGCCGCUGGCGGGAUGGCUAGAUCCGUCAUGGGAGGAAGCCUUCGUUGCUGUCGGAUAUGUGGGACUGUUGAUCGUAGUCUUUGAAGCCGGAAUCCACUCGACCAUCUCGCACCUCACGGCGCUCCUCCCGCUCUCGCUCUGUAUCGCCCUCACCGGCGUACUGCUGCCUAUCGGUCUAUCCUUCAUCCUCCAGCCGCUCGCUGGCUUCAGCUACCUCCACUGCUUUGCGGCCGGCUCAGCCCUCGCUUCCACCUCGCUCGGUACCACCCUCGCCGUCGUUUCUCCCGCCGCGCUCGGGUUUGACCUCCGGCGCACUCGGCUUGGUACCGCCCUCAUCAGCUCGGCGGUCAUUGACGAUGUCAUCGCGUUCGUUCUCGCCAAGAUCCUCGGCGUCAUUGGCAACAACCCCGGGGCAUCCGGCUCUGUGCUCGGCGGGGAAAUCGGGCGGACUAUCGGCGUUACAGUCGGGAUCGGCGCGGUCAGCUUGCUCGCGGCCAAGUACGCCCUGAAGCCGCUAUACAGGGCGAUCCGGCGUCGCAAACAUCUCUGGGAGGAGGCAGCUUGGGGCGGGGAGCGAUUCCUGCUCUUUGGGAUGUUUCUGCUCUGGCUCGGCUUGAUUGCCGGGACGGGGUAUGCGGGGACAUCGCCGCUGUUUGGGGCGUACCUAGCCGGCCUCGUCGUCGCUUUCAUCUCGGAGGAAGACGACAAGCCGGACCACAGCAUCAAGCUCCCUUCACGCUUCCCCCGCGCACCCACUAUCGAUCUCAGUAACCUCGGAACGACAAAUCUCAGCCGCGCCAUUACCCUCCCCGAAACCACCUCUAUGCCCCCGUCCACCAAGCCCGCUCCCUUCCUCACCGCCGGAACGCGCGAUGACACCGCCGAGGCUACCCCCAAAGUCCACCUUCAGACCUCGUUCGACGGAUACAUUGCCCAGCCGCUCUUCCGCCUGCUGCUCCCCAUUUUCUUUGGGUCGAUCGGGUACUGUAUCCCGUUCGUUCCGCUCUGGAGGGGAGAGGUCAUCUGGCGAGGGGUGAUUUAUGCGGUGCUCAUGAUACUCGCCAAGGUGGGGUGCGGGCUGUGGCUGUUUGUCUGGACAAAGUCGUGGGCGUGCUGGAGAGGGGCGGUGGUAUUGGGUCUGGCAAUGGUCGCGAGGGGUGAGAUUGGGCUGCUGAUCUCUCAAAUCGCCUACACCACCUCUACUCCUCUCCUCCCCGACGACCAAUUCCUCAUCGUCACCUGGGCUAUCGUCCUCUGCACUAUUGCCGGUCCUGUUGCUGUCGGGAUCGUCGUCAAGCGCUGGGGCAAGACGAUCUUGGCGGGAUCAUGGGAUUGA